GGCGCCCCGCCGGGUCCGGGGCUGUGUGUGGCGCGGGCAGCCCGUCGGUGCGGGAGUGACGUUACACCUGCGGGGAUCGGGUGUGUUCUUUGCUUCUCUUGCAGAGCUGUUGCGCAGCCAUUGGUACCUGUAUUGGGGACACAUAGCAUACAAGCAAGAAGCUUGCAGCCUCAGUGGCGAAAAUUUUUUCAUGUCAGAGACCGAGAACUCUUGCAGUCGUUUAUGUCAUCCCUUCUUCUCCAGACAGAAGAUACCAAAAAGUUGCAAUCAAAGAUCUCUUCAUCUUAUUGAUAAAGCCACUAAUAAGCCAAAAUGUCUGUCAACGUCAACCGCAGCGUGUCAGACCAGUUCUAUCGCUACAAGAUGCCCCGUCUGAUUGCCAAGGUUGAGGGCAAAGGAAAUGGAAUCAAGACAGUUAUAGUCAACAUGGUUGACGUUGCAAAGGCGCUUAAUCGGCCUCCAACGUAUCCCACCAAAUAUUUUGGUUGUGAGCUGGGAGCACAGACCCAGUUUGAUGUUAAGAAUGACCGUUACAUUGUCAAUGGAUCUCAUGAGGCGAAUAAGCUGCAAGACAUGUUGGAUGGAUUCAUUAAAAAAUUUGUUCUCUGUCCUGAGUGUGAGAAUCCUGAAACAGAUCUGCAUGUCAAUCCGAAGAAGCAAACAAUAGGCAAUUCUUGUAAAGCCUGUGGCUAUCGAGGCAUGCUUGACACACAUCAUAAACUCUGCACGUUCAUUCUCAAAAACCCACCUGAGAAUAGUGACAGUGCUACAGGGAAGAAAGAAAAGGAAAAGAAGAACAGGAAGGGCAAAGACAAGGAGAAUGGCUCCGUAUCCAGCAGUGAAACACCACCGCCGCCGCCGCCAAAUGAAAUCAGUCCUCCUCCACAUGCUGUGGAGGAGGAGGAGGAUGACGACUGGGGAGAGGACACAACUGAGGAAGCUCAGAGGCGCAGAAUGGACGAGAUCAGUGACCAUGCGAAAGUCCUGACGCUCAGUGACGACCUGGAGAGGACUGUGGAGGAGCGCGUCAACAUCCUGUUUGAUUUUGUUAAGAAAAAGAAAGAAGAAGGUGUCAUUGACUCAUCUGACAAGGAAAUCGUCGCUGAGGCAGAAAGGCUGGACGUGAAAGCCAUGGGCCCUCUUGUUCUGACUGAAGUUCUCUUUAAUGAGAAGAUCAGGGAACAAAUUAAGAAAUACAGGCGCCAUUUUCUAAGAUUUUGUCACAACAACAAAAAAGCUCAGCGGUACCUUCUUCAUGGUUUGGAGUGUGUGGUAGCAAUGCAUCAGGCUCAGCUCAUCUCCAAGAUUCCACACAUCUUGAAGGAGAUGUACGAUGCAGACCUUUUAGAAGAAGAAGUCAUCAUCAGCUGGUCGGAAAAGGCUUCUAAGAAAUACGUCUCAAAAGAACUUGCCAAAGAGAUUCGUGUCAAAGCAGAGCCAUUUAUUAAAUGGUUGAAGGAGGCAGAGGAGGAGUCUUCUGGUGGUGAAGAAGAUGAUGAAGAUGAGAACAUUGAGGUGGUGUAUUCGAAGACUGCCAGUGUACCGAAAGUUGAAACUGUGAAGUCUGACAACAAGGAUGACGACAUUGAUAUUGAUGCCAUUUAAAGGGCCGGAUGCAACCUAGCUUAACAGUGUAAUGCUGCAACUUUUUCUCCAUUAUCAGCCAGAAGUGCAACAUGUAUGUGCAAAAGCUAAAAUAGCUUAACAUCAUGCUACACUUUAUACUCAGAAAAUCUAUUACUGUGAGUGAUCUGUAUUUAAGCCCAGUGAGACAUCUAGGGAGUCCAUACACAUCAGUGAGCAGAUAGAGUUUGCUUAUUUUAUAGCAUGUUUCUUUUUGAAAAACUAGUGAUGGACACAUUUGGAUCACAUUUAUACAGUUAACAAAAAUAAAGAUUUGAUUUUGGUCAUUCUUAAGAUUUUUGGCUCUGAAUGACUUUGGCUGAAGUAAUUGGCUCCUUUUAUAAUGUACCAUCAUUUAACCUGAUAGGAUUCUUGGAGCCUGUGAUACGUUGUUAGGUGCUGAGACCAUAAUGAGGUCUUCAGAGUGUGUGUGUAUUUGUAAUGACUUUAUUCAGCCACUAAGAAAUACAGUACUUGGAAAGUUUUACCUCUGGUCCCAUGGAUUGGUGUUUGGUAAUGCACGUUUAGGCCAAGGUAGACUGCUGAUCAAAUGACAGCGCAACAUCUGAGGAGCAGACGUGACCUGAGUGUCCUGUAAACGUUGAUUAAGAGCAGGUUUUGAAACUUGAAGUUUUGUUUUUCCAGUUUGUGUACAAUUUCCCCAAAUUUGUAGUCUUUGAAGUCGUGUGCAUUGCACGUUGGAUGAGCCAGGGAAAUGACUACUACAUUAACAAGCAAGCAUUGUAUGUGUGUGUAGUGGUUGCUUUGUACUAAGAGAACACAAAUUCUGAGGUGUGAUUACAUAGUCAGCUGAUUUUAUUUGGGGGAAACAGGUAAAGGUGCACUUAAUCUCUAGCAGAAACUGAGCAUAGUUUUUAGCUUUUACCAUUAUGGUUUAAAUUAUAACUUCCGAAUGCUUAGACAUACUGUAUAUUUCGUUCAGUGUGAUUUUUCCCUGAAUACUAAGGUUGUUCUUGAAUGCCUUUUCCACUUGAACCACAUAGCUUACGUACGCUUUCUAGAUUUUGGUUGCUAGCUUGCCAAAAUAAGUGUUACUGUGUUUCAAACUUGAUUUUUGUUUUUCUGUCUUAUUUUAAAAAUAAGGUUAAAAGCAUAUUUCUAAGUCGAAGCCUCUAUUUUGGUGUAAGACUUGGGAUAUUUUUUACUUCACAUUGAAUCUAGGCAGACACCCGAGAGGUCUGUGACGCUGGCUCUGAGUGCGGGUGACUGGGGCCUCUGCCGGCCCUGCAGGGCUUCGGGUUUGGACCUGUGAGAGAAUUCCUUGCCCAGUAGUUAGCUAAUGUAAACUCACUUGAUCCGAGUUCUGACUAUAUUUGAGUAAUCAUCUUCAAGAUGGAAAAUUGUUGUGUUUAUUCCUUUCUGCAAGAAGUGCACUGUGGGAACUGGGAGUCCGUAUGGUUAAGCUUGUUUGGAGGAUUUUCACAGCGUUUCCUUAUUUCCUUGUGACCCAUCUCACAGAUUAUGAGACUUUAACAAAUGUAUGUAAAAAUUUUUUCACAUUGAAAUUAUACAAACAUUUGAUAAAAUAAAACCUUGUUAGCUUGAUAUUUUAAGGAACUGAAACCUAGCAAUCUUAUUUGAGAGAGUUUAUUUACAACUGCCUUUGGUAGAUUCUGAUGAGAGUGGAACAGGAGCCAUAUACCUGGAUGGAAUGUGCUGUGUCACACCAAAGAGGGGAGUUUUGCAAACGCAUAUGUCGCCUAGGUUUCAAAUUUUGCUGUAUGGCCAGUUUGCUUUCAUCAACUGAAAUACCCAUAGGAGAUCCUGGUGACCUAAGUUGUACUCAACAGUGUCAAGCUAAUGAGGUUCUGUUAUAGAGCUUUUUACUUUUAACCUGAAGGAAAAUAUGUUUAGGGCUUCUCAACACUAAAGAGAAAAUUUUGGCUUGGACUAAUGUUCAGUCUGGUGCCAAGUUUCCAGUGGAAUUCCAGUUCACGUAAUCUGUUGAAUUUUAUUCAUGGAGGGUAUCCUAAUAGAGUGAUCCUUCACUGCUCUAUUGAACUGUCUUAAGAUUUCCUGUUCCAAACAGCUACGUUACUUGAUUAAAACAAUUAAAAUUA
Oryctolagus cuniculus (rabbit) is the source of this 3704-nucleotide messenger RNA. The record is from RefSeq and is a predicted model, not a curated record. NCBI's taxonomy places the organism in Eukaryota, Metazoa, Chordata, Mammalia, Lagomorpha, Leporidae.